Mucor mucedo is the source of this 1214-nucleotide messenger RNA. RefSeq names its product Phosphotyrosyl phosphatase activator. Gene Ontology annotation, molecular function: peptidyl-prolyl cis-trans isomerase activity; protein tyrosine phosphatase activator activity. The coding region runs from base 110 to 1192 and encodes 360 amino acids. Gene Ontology annotation, biological process: mitotic spindle organization. The record is from RefSeq and is a predicted model, not a curated record. NCBI's taxonomy places the organism in Eukaryota, Fungi, Mucoromycota, Mucoromycetes, Mucorales, Mucoraceae. Gene Ontology annotation, cellular component: nucleus; cytoplasm; protein phosphatase type 2A complex. The transcript has 6 exons.
AAGCAUAUUUAGCUGUUUUUUCGUGCUUUAAAAGUGCAUUCAUUGUUUUUCUUUAUUCACUUUCUUUUUUCUUUUUGUAUUCUUUAUAUCCGAUACUCUUAAACAAAAUAUGGAAUACGUUGUUCCUUCUAAAAGAAUUGUGUCCAAAGAAGACUUAGACGAGUUUUUGAAAUCAGAUGCUUACAAGGAAUACAUUGGAUAUAUUGAACGUUUAAACGAUUCUGUCAAAAAUUUAAAGAAUGAUGCUCAAGUAGAGAUCUCAAAGAAUGUACAGACCAUUCUUACAAUUUUAGAUACCUUGUCACGUUGGGUUAAAGAGAUCCCUCCAGUCGAAAAUUCAAAAUCUAGAUUUGGCAAUCCUGCUUUCCGUACAUUUUACGAGAAAGUCAAAAACUCAAUUCCCGAAUUAUUUAAGGAUCUUGUUCCUGAACCUGCCAUCAUUGAAGUCGGCAAGUAUUUCUAUGAAAGCUUCGGUAAUGAGAAACGAAUCGAUUACGGCACAGGACACGAAGCUAACUUUAUGGCAUGGCUGCUUUGUUUGGAAAAGUUAAAUGUGCUCACUGAGGAUGAUGACAAAGCAGUGGUAUUACGUGUCUUUACAAAAUACAUCAAGCUUAUGAGACAACUUCAAUUUGAUUAUUGGCUUGAACCUGCUGGAUCUCACGGUGUGUGGGGAUUGGACGAUUAUCAUUUUUUACCUUUCCUCUUUGGAUCUGCUCAACUUUUAAAUCACAAGCAUAUCAAACCAAAAUCAAUCCAUGAUAGUGAGACUGUGGAAGUGUUUUCUGAACAAUACAUGUACUUGGCCUGUAUUCAUUUCAUUAAUACUGUAAAAACCACUGCGUCAUUACGUUGGCAUUCUCCCAUGCUAGAUGAUAUUUCUGCUUGUAAGACUUGGAUUAAAGUGAACGAAGGUAUGAUCAAGAUGUAUAAGGCAGAGGUAUUAGCGAAAUUACCUAUUAUGCAGCAUUUUAUGUUUGGAAGUCUUAUUCAUUUUGAGGGAGGACAUGCGCAAUCGGACGAUUUGGAAGAUGAUUGUGGGCAUAUUCAUGAAGUGAAGCCAAAGGUGGUUGGUGAAGACGGUGUAUUUGCUUUAGGACAAGAAUACCCUGACUGCUGUGGCAUCCCAGUACCAAGUGCUAUAGCUGCUGCUGCGCUUAAAUCAAAACCUCGUCCCCUCCCAUUUGAUUAAACAAACUUAAAAGCUUUAUUAC